GCAGCCUGCUGUGAGAAAUACUUAAAAUUCUUUAUGUUAUCAAAUAUUAUCCACGUCAACGAAAGUUGGAGAUAUUUUUCUGGCAAUUUAUGAUCAUGAUAUCAAGAAGUAUUCCUUCCACCUAAUGAAACGGGAACAACAUGGGGUCAGUCUUAAGCAGAAACAAGAAAACUAAGGGUUUUAAGUUGAUGAGAUUGAUUGUUGAUGUUGGAGGAGAAGCUUUAAGAAUUACAUUGAGGAAACAACUGUCAGGUACUGAUUUAUUUAAUGUUUUAAAUAAGAAAGAAAAUUAUAAUAAGCUUUUGUUGCUAAAAGAUAAGCAAAUAAAGGAACAUCAAUGGGAUCUACUGUAUCCUCCUCCUCCAAUAUUACCAAAUGAAAAUAAGUUUGACAUUACUUUACUUUGUAUUCUCCUGCGUAAUAUUUGUGGUUUAAAACCACCUCGUGAUCCAAUAUGGACGUCAGUAAAUGACCCCACUGAUUAUUCAACUGAAGCAGAUAUUACCCGUAUCAGGUUACUUCGUAAUGAUCGUUUUGCUCACUUACCUAGCACUUCAGUAAGCUCUAAUGACUUUGAAAACUUUUGGGUGGAAAUAAGCGAACCAUUAGUUCGUUUAGGAACAAGGCAGAAAGAAAUAGAUAGAUUGAAAAAUGAGUUGUUUAGUAAUGAAGAAUGUGAAAGAAUUUUGAGAGAAUGGGAUAGAUUAAAGAGCGAUUUAACUGAUAUUAAAACUGAUCAGAGAGGUAUUAAGAAAACAAUGGAGGGUGUAGACAAAAAUUUACAACAGGUAAAAGAUAUUGUCACAGUAAUUAAAGACGAAGUACAUGAAAUACGACAUCACACUCACUUUGGUUCAGAAGAAGAUUUUUUGACAGAAAACCUUGUUAGCUGUAACUUUAAAAGUGAAAUUAGACAUCAUUAUGAAAAUUUUUUAGAGGGAACACGGGAAUGGGUUUUUGAUGAGUUUUUGGAUUGGUUUGAAGACGACAGUUCUCAAAAUCGUGCAUUUAUUAUUUCUGCUGUUGCUGGCAUGGGAAAGUCUGUAAUUGCAGCUACUUUAUGUAAACGUUAUCCACAAUAUUUGACUGCAGUUCAUUUCUUUCAACACAACAACAGUCGUUACAAUAAUGCCAAUGUGCUUUUUCAAUCUAUAGCGAUGCAAGUUAGUCGUAAGUUUCCUGCUUACAAACAACUUCUUGAGGAGAAACUUUCAAGUAAACUCUCUCAGCCUUUGAAUAACAUGAAUGUGGAAGGAUUAUUUUCCCUUCUUUUUACUGAGCUGUUUAAUAAGAUCUUAGAACUUCCCAAGCGAAUGUUAGUUGUGCUUGAUGCUCUUGAUGAAUGUGAUUAUUCAGAAAGAGAUGACCUUGCUAAUUUGCUUGCUAAUCACUUACAAAAACUUCCGCGUUGUUUUCGCUUUGUAAUUACAACCAGACCUAACGAUGAUGCUUUAAAUAAGUUUGAAAAAUUAAAUCCACUGUACAUUAACUGUAGCGAUGAUCGCAAUUUGAAGGAUAUUAAAUUAUUGAUUGAAGAAAGAAUUGGCUCUACGGACAGCCUUUCUGAUGUUAAAAACAGUUUGGCAGAAAAAGCUGACGGACUUAUGUUGCUUGCAUCACUUCUUAGCAGCGAAGUCAAAAAUCAGGAUUUGUUGAAAGGUUCCAUACCAAAAGAUCUCAGUGAAUAUUACAAAACUUGCUUAACAAGAUUAAGUAAGGAAUUAUUAGAUUCGUUUCAUAUCAAUGACGAAAUGUUUCAGUCAAUUUUAAAUACUUUAGCUGUUGCUAAAGAACCUCUUCCUUUGGAAAUGAUCAAUAACGUUCUUUGUUUGAAUUCGAAUCGCGACUCAGUUGCGGUUAGAAAAAUUAUCUCUUGUCUGUUUGUUACCAAUGGAGAAGGAUGUGUUUCGUUUUUUCACAAAUCCUUAAAUGAUUGGUUGUUGGAUGAUCGAAAACAUGAUUACUCUGUGCAAAUUUCUUGUGGUCAUCGACUUGUUUUAGAAUUUUGUUUAAAAUCUUUGGAUAACCUCAAAGCUGAAGGUGUAAACUAUGACAUCAUUAAACAUGUGACAGUGAGGUAUUCUGUCAAGUAUUGGUUGCUUCAUUUACUUGAUAUUUCUGGUAAUGAAUGUAUCAUUGAAAAUGUUGGUAAAUAUCUUGUUGACUUGGAAGUUUUAGUUGCUUCUGUGUUGGUUGAUAGUCGUCGUACUUUAGAAAAUUUUAAAUCAUUCAACGCACAUGAUGUGUACUUUCUUAUUUCUGAGGACAUUCGAUUGUUAUUUAAUGAAGUUUAUUCUGUAAUGACGUGGUCUGUGCACUUUGACAAUAAAGUAAUUUUUUUGCAAAACUUUGCCAACGAAGUCAAUGAUCUGUCAUUGCCAGCCACCAAAAUGCUUCAAACACGUUUCAAAGAUUCACCAUAUCUAGAGUGCAGAGACACGGGUUUUGUAAAGGCUCGAUUAUUACGUUUAUUUUUUUGGUUGAAGUCUGUUGAUGUUUCACGAAAUCAUGAUUACAUCGUCUGUGGUUAUGAAGGAUUCGUCGUCCAACUUUUUUCAUUGAGAACAAACAGAUGUUUAUGGAUAAAAAAUAUUUCUUGUCAGUUUAAGCAAUAUGAAAAGAAAGAAUUUUGCGUUGCCUUUCAUCCAUUCGAAGAUAUAAUUUUUGCUUCCCAGCUUGAUAAGAUACUAGAUAUUAAUGGUAAAAUUUCCUCCAGUCCGUUCCAUUGUGAUGAUUCUACUUUUAAGUUCUUUACCAACAAAUGUUUUUCUAAAGAUAAGUACACAAUGGUCACUAUUUACAAAGAUACUUUGACAGUAUGGGAUGUUAAAAAAGGUAAGGAGAAACGCAGUAUUAGAUGUAAUGAUGUGGUGAUUUCACUGUGUUUUUCUAAUUCCGGAAAAUAUUUGUGUGUUAUUGAGAAAGAAAAAGGGAUUAAAAUAAUUAAUGUAGCGAAUAAUUAUGAAAUAUUCGUUUACGACGAUCAUUUACUGUCUGAUGAUUUAAGUGAGCUUAAUGUUUUGUUCACUGUUGGUCUUCAUUCUUGGUGUUGUGGUUGGCCUCCUUUCUCUCAGAGAGAACCUUUCAUUGUAAAUCCCACUGGUAAGAAACUUCCUUCCCACUUCAUUGUAAAUCCCACUGGUGAGAAACUUCCUGACUUAGAUCCUAAUUCUCAAACUUCGUGUUUUCCUCUUGAUCCUUUCGAUGACAACAGAUCUAGCUUUUCCUUUUAUGGAGCAGGAGAGUAUUUUAUUUUGUAUAACGACUAUGUUAUUUUGUUUGAAUACGGAUAUGACUUUUAUCUUUAUUCAAUACCGCGUGCAUUUUUUACUAACAGUUACAGUGUUCGUAACGAGAAAUUUUGCUCAAAUGGAAAAUUUCUGUAUCGGAGGAAUGAAGAAAAUUCAAGGAUAAACAUGUACAAUCUUAACACAUUUAACUUUGUUGUCAAGGAUUGUUUUGUUAGAGACAUGGUUGCUGUAAAAAAUGGAGUUAUUUUGCUUACGGCAAAAAAUAUUCCUGAGCUUUGGAAUAAUAAUUUGACAAAACUUGUUUAUAGUUUUGACGAAAUAAAAUAUACAAACAAUAUUUUUAAGGUGAGUGAUGUAUCAUUUGCUUGUCAAAAAGCUGAUUCUUUUGUGUUUUUCAAUGUUGAAAACAAGCGACAAGAAAUAUCAGUGAAUUUUGAAAAUUAUCGAAAUGUGCACGUAUUUGCAUGUAGCUCUAAGUAUCACGUGUUUGCUAAAGUUGAAUGUAAGGAUCAGAUUAUUUACUGUAUGUGGCAUGAAGACAAACUUGUUCAUGGUUGGAAUGACGUAAUUAAGGAGGACUUCGCCAAUUCAAUCGCAGGAAAAGUCCUUGCAGAAUACGAGCGUGAUAUUACUCUCUGUAUAUAUUACGCUGCUUUUUCACCUUCAGCAGAUAAUUUAUUAAUAAAUUACAGGUUUCAGUAUUUGAAAGUAUUUGACGUUAAAAACAAACAAACUAUUUAUAGUUAUACUUUUAACGUACCUACGCCAGAGUUUUUCUCUUUUGUUGAUGAUAGGUAUAUAAUUAGUAAUUACUUAGCUUUAAUUGAUUUGAAAUGUGUUAGGACGGUAGAAUUGUUUCUCCCGCUUGUGAGAACAUUUCUAACAACUUUUUAUUACUGUCGUAAACGCAAACUCGCUUUAAUUUUUUCUUCCUUAAAGGUCCCGGUACAAUGCGUAAAAAUCAUCUUGCCACAAGGAUCAAUUUGACCUUUGAUGUGAAAAUUCUCACCAUUUUUGAUAAGCAUCAACUCAAGCAUCAGUGGACAUAUUGCAAGUUACUUAGGCAAAGUUUGAUGUGUUUAUCGCUUGUGUAUAUAAUUCCAUCGUGUACUCUAUAUUCAAACAAUAAUACAAGAAGGAGAACUUCAUUUAAGGAAGUGAAGUAAUAAAAGAAAUGACAAAUUUAUAUACCAUGGUUCUCUGUGGAUUUAUUGUUGUACUUUGUAUCGUCACCCAGGUCACGUGUUCAUCUAAAUGUCAUCUGUUGUCAAAAUUGGAAGAUAUGAACUUUUACAUUUUUAAAAUGGUGAAGCUGGCUGUUCACUUUGUUUACUUUAUUUAAAACUGAAAAGUGAAAAUUAUCAACUCAUGUGGACGUUUUGAUGUGAACUUAACGCAUAAGUAAUCCUGAGAGCGAAUAAAAAGAACUUGAUUUUACUACAUUGUGGCUAUUGGAGAUGGCUAAAGGGAUUUUUUUUGCUGCAUCUAUAGUUCAAGCUGCUUCUUGAUACGAACACACUAUCAUUGGGAAUAUUAUGACACUCGAUUGCCUUUGCGCAUGCUCUGAUAUAUAUAUGUACUUGAAUGAUACUAUAACAUUUGUGAUAUGAUUUAAGAUCUCAACAGCAACAUGUCAUGAAAAUUCAAAGCAAAGGUCAACUAUGGAUGGUUGUAGAAUGAAAGUGAUCAGUUUAGUUCAUAUAAAUGGUCAGCAAAUCAUUCACAACAAAAGUAACUUCAACAUGUAAGAACUACAUCAAAUAAUGGGAAUGAAAAGUAUGGAAAAAAUUCAACGUCUUUCUUUUUGAAGAUGUCAUUUUUCUAUAUCCACUGUGUUUUGUUUUUAUGUAAGGAACAAUUUUAGAUCGUUAAAUUUAUUACAUAUUGUUUUGUAUAUAUCUACGUAUAAUGAAUAAAUAUCUUUCAUAACAACUCAUAAACGGACAUCUACAAUAAGCAGACAUUAGGUCGUGGUCUCAAGGAUGUCCGUUUACGAGUAGCUUGACUGUAUGCACACUUUUCA
Molecule: messenger RNA, 5274 nt
Organism: Xenia sp. Carnegie-2017
Lineage: Eukaryota; Metazoa; Cnidaria; Anthozoa; Malacalcyonacea; Xeniidae
Exons: 3
Coding region: 141-4238 (1365 amino acids)
Molecular function (GO): protein binding
Source: RefSeq, a predicted model, not a curated record